CAGAAACGACAAAACUUUGAACAGUCUAUGUGGCACUUUGGCUAUAUCCAAUAAUAAAAAUAUCAUGAAUUAAAAAAAUGCAUGUAUAACAUAAUUUUUAUUUCUGAGUAGAUGAGGAAGUAACAUAAGGCACCAUAUUCCAAUGCCCUUGCGAGAGUGAGUUGUCACACAUUAUUGUAAAUUCCUUUUGGACAAGCUCUUGCGAAGUAACAUUUGACAUAGUUAGUUUUGGUAAGCCUGUUAUUACAUUUUCUUGUUGUUUCAUAGCUUACCAUGACGCCACCAAUAACGUAAGAACUGUUUUCGAAUGAUUUACGCCCCGUCCAAACAAACACCAGUGCGUGGGUAAAUGACCUUUGAUUAGAUUCCAUAUAAAUACCUGUUUCUAUAACCAUAUGUCUUAGUGAUUCACCGCCAAAAUAUCGAACUGACAACUGUGGUUCUAGCUGCAGAAUUUGAUUAUUCAAAGCAUAAAGCAAGUUUUCUCAUCGGGAAAUGUCUAAAGAAAUGAAUUUCCUGAUAUUUCUCAAUCCAAUAAAGCUUUGAAACAGAAGCUAAGCAAAUAUCAGUUGAAAAUGAUUUUCCAUAAACGAAAUACUCAGUUUCAUUCUUUUUGGAAACACUUUUUUAUUUAAACAAAUGCUGUUGUCAUGUAACCGUUUUGCAUUGGUCUUUUGUAAUGGUACAUGACGUCAUGGCUGGGACACCUGAACGGUCUAGAGCGCGUUCUUUCGGAACGCGCCCUUGGUAACAGCUGGUAUGUGCCAAAUGUACCAAACCAAAACCUGUGACAUAAAUAUAACCAAACUUAUUAGGAUUUAAAAAUGUUUUAAUUUCUUCAUUUCAACUAAUCUUGAAUUUAGGCUUUUAUUAUAAAUUAAGGGUGUAUAUAUGUACAAAGAGUGAUAAGAUGGACUCCAUAAUUACUAAACAAGUCAAAUGUGGUAUUUGCGGAGAUGGUCAUGCACCUACUGAAUGUAAUAUAGUUGCUGUUAGAAGUUAUAUUCCAGACAAACCAGUACCUUCAAGGGCACGACUAAGCUUACCCGAUAAGUUGAAGCUUGUAACUCUGGCAGAUGAUACAAAUUGUAUAUGUACUCUUGGUUUAAUAGAGAAAGGAACAAAAUUUGGUCCCUUCCAAGCCAAGAAGCUCUGCUCACUCAUGCCUCAGAUUGAGUUUCCUCUAAAAAUAUUUGCUAGUUCAGAAGAGGAUCUGGCAGAAUAUUAUUUAGAUACAAGUGAUGAAUAUGAGUGUAGCUGGAUGUUUUUUGUAAGAGCAGCUUCUUCAUUCGAAGAGCAAAAUCUAAUUUCAUAUCAGGAGUCUGAUGAUUUAUAUUAUGUUGCAAUAAGGGACAUACAUGUUGGGGAGGAAUUAAAAGUAUGGUAUGCUCCAUAUUAUGCUACACAAAUGAAUAAGCACUUGCUUUUGCAACCGGUAGUAGAAAAAGAAGUUAAUUUUGAAACUGAUGGUGAUGAUCGUCUAGAGGAAAUUGUGAGAAUGAAGGGUAGAGUAAUAUUAAGGGAUACUUGGAGCUGCAAAUUUUGUGGAAAAGUGGAGCAUAAAGUAACAGAAUUUGCUACACAUCUAGCAUCCCAUUACAGAGCUAAGCUCAGGAAUAAUUGUGACAUAUGCAGUGAGUCUUUUUUGACUAAAAGGUCAUACCAAAAGCACAUGCAUAUAGUUCACAAUAAAAAGACUAAAAUCCUGCACAAAGAAAAUCCCCCAGAAGCAAAAUUAUGUCAGCCAGCCAUCUUAGAGAAAGAACAAAUCAGAGAAGUUUCAAAAACUCAGGAUUCUUGUCUUGGCGGACCAUUACUUCUCAACAGCAUUGCAUCAGAGAGCUUGGAUAAUUCAGGAUUUCAGCACUUCAAUCAAGGGAUGACCAGUCUUCUUGAGAAUGAAAAUCUGAUUUCUCAGGGGGUGAUGAAUCAGUCCACAAUGUUAGAAAGUGAUAAUAUGAAUUUGAACGUGGACAGUAUCCUACAAGAAAAUGUAAAAGAGCUAGACCACUUCAACUUUGAAUUAGGAGAAUCAGAUACUGAACAACUGAUCUGUGAUGUUUGUCUCAAGAUAUUCACAAAGUUAAAGUACCUAUUGGUACAUUUAGAGUCACAUACCGGAAAGUUUAUUUGUUAUGAUUGUAAUAAAGUGUUUACUCGGAAAGAAACCUACCAACAUCACUCUUGCACCUCGUUUUUCAGUUUUAAGUGUCCGUACUGUGAUAAGCUUUUCUACCAACAAAAAGGACUAAAUCAUCAUGUCAAAGUAUAUCACGACAAAAAAUUCAUGUGUACAGUGAGUUGCGGCAAGAUUUUUAGGAGUGAAAAGGAGUUGAAUGAUCAUACAUGCCCGCUGCCUACACCGAAAGUAAAACGAUUUCCUUGCGAUGUUUGUGGUACAAAGUUCACAGAGAAGAAAAACCUGCAUAUGCAUAAAAAGAGGCAUACUGAGCUGAAGACUAAGUAUACCUGUCCAAUUUGUGGAGUGGAGUUGUCUUUUAGAGAAACGUAUUUGAAGCACGUUCGAUUACAUGAAGGACCCGGUUUUUUAUGUGAUAUAUGCAAUAAGAUGUAUAAGAGGAAGGAUAUUCUAGUUGAACACAAACGACUAACUCAUGGAAACCUCACGGUAGCUUGCGAGGUAUGCUCGAAACAAAUAGCACCGAAAAAUUUGAAAAAGCACCUGUUACUUCACCAGCCCGAUAAAGGUUUUAAAUGUCCGAUUUGCAACUUUGCUUUUAAACAACAAAACGCCUUACAAAGGCAUAUGAAGUCUCAUGAAAGGGAAGAUGAUACAAAAUCAUGUUAUCCAUUUUCAUGCCCAGUGUGCAAGAAGAAAAUGAAACAUAGAUAUUCACUUAAAAGGCACGUUUUGAUCAGUCAUCCUAGCUAUGAAUACAAAGAAAAUAGGAGAAGAAAGUUUAAACCGGACGCCCUGAAUGUAACAGACGAAGACUCUGAGUUAGAUUUGAAGCAGACUAUAGAAAACAUGAACUUCAACACGGACGUUGUGAACACCUGUGAAAACACUGAUUUCACGAUGGAAAUCGAGAAAAUACUGAACGAUGAAAACAUAUUUUUGAGCGAAAGUAACGAUAGAUUGGUUGAUAAACUCAUCGAUAGUGCGGUGAAGGAGAGCAAUUUGGAUAUCUCGGAUUCAGGGCCAGUCAAACAGAAGGAAGUGUGCUUGUCGAUGCCAGAUCUCACUGAAGGGGAUCAAGAAAUCAGACUAGGUGAAAAUGCGUAUAUCCUGGAAAAUGGGACGAUCGUCGAACCAAAAGAAAAUUCUUCUGAAGUGGUUGUUUACGUUAUCAAUCAAGAUAAGUACAAAUAAUUAUAGAUAAGGUCAAAUUUGUCAUAUAUUGUUAUUGGUUUAAUAAACAGCAAUAAAUAAGAAAAUAUUUUAUUAUAGAUAUAACAUUAAAAAUAUAUCAGAAAUACACUGUUAAAUUAGAACUGUCCGAUAGCUUUGACGUUCCCUGCUCUACAUUAUUUACAUUGUCCAAACUGUCUGUAUCAGUCUGAAACAAAAAAAAAAGAGUUGUACUAUACAUAGGUUCAUAGCC
Acanthoscelides obtectus is the source of this 3566-nucleotide messenger RNA. NCBI's taxonomy places the organism in Eukaryota, Metazoa, Arthropoda, Insecta, Coleoptera, Chrysomelidae. The record is from the annotation of a GenBank genome assembly.